This is a messenger RNA of Diplodia corticola, 4311 nucleotides long. Its product is annotated as abc transporter-like protein. NCBI's taxonomy places the organism in Eukaryota, Fungi, Ascomycota, Dothideomycetes, Botryosphaeriales, Botryosphaeriaceae. Gene Ontology annotation, molecular function: ATP binding; ATP hydrolysis activity; ABC-type transporter activity. Gene Ontology annotation, biological process: transmembrane transport. The transcript is spliced from 2 exons. The record is from RefSeq and is a predicted model, not a curated record. Gene Ontology annotation, cellular component: membrane. The coding region runs from base 1 to 4311 and encodes 1436 amino acids.
AUGGUCCAUCAUCAGGACCACUCGGUAGGCACCUACCCCGCCGGCAUUGGCGAGGAGAUUGUCCGCACUCUGUCUGGCGAGUCACGACGACAACAACAGAUGCGCGACAUCGACUUGGAUUCCAGAAGUGAGCACUUCGGCUCUGAAGGUACGGACGAGAAGUCCAUGGACAAGGGCCAGGAAGACCAUUCCAGAUGGCAUAUGGAGCAAGAAGUGCAAGGACUCCGGCAACGUGACGAAGCAGACGGAGGGAAGCAAAGAAAACUCGGAGUCACAUGGCAGAACCUCACCGUCAAGGGCGUCAGCAGCGACGCCACCUUCAACGAGAACGUGCUCUCGCAGUACAAUCCCUUCGGCAAGGGAAACAAGAACGUUCCUAUGAAGACCAUCAUCGACAACUCGCACGGCUGCGUCAAGCCCGGAGAGAUGCUGCUUGUCCUCGGCCGCCCCGGUGCAGGAUGUACGUCGCUGUUGAGCAUGCUCUCAAACCGCAGACUUGGAUACGCCGAGAUCACCGGCGAUGUCAAAUACGGAAGCAUGGACCACAAGGCAGCAGAGGCCUACCGCGGCCAGAUCGUCAUGAACACAGAAGAGGAGAUCUUCUUCCCCGCCUUGACCGUCGCCCAGACCAUGGACUUCGCCACUCGCAUGAAGGUUCCUUUCCAUCUGCCUCCCGGAGUCAGCACUGCCGAAGAGUACGCCCGGCUCAACAAGGAAUUCCUACUCAAGUCCAUGGGCAUUUCGCACACUGAGGACACGAAGGUCGGCAACGAGUUUAUCCGUGGUGUUUCCGGUGGGGAGCGGAAGCGUGUGUCCAUCGUCGAAUGCAUGGCCACUCGCGGCAGCGUCUUUUGCUGGGACAACUCGACACGUGGUCUUGAUGCCAGCACCGCUCUUGAGUGGGCCAAGGCCAUGCGCGCCAUGACCGACGUUCUUGGACUCACAACCAUUGUGACCCUCUACCAAGCAGGCAACGGAAUCUACAACCAGUUCGACAAGGUCCUCAUCCUCGAUGAGGGAAAGCAGAUCUACUACGGCCCGCAGAAGGAGGCCGUCCCCUUUAUGGAAGAGCUUGGAUUUGUCUGCGACCCCUCUGCUAACCACGCCGACUUCCUGACCGGUGUCACCGUCCCCACUGAGCGUCGCAUUGCGCCUGGCUAUGAGAACAGAUUUCCCCGCAACGCGGACGAGGUCCUUGCCGCCUACGACCGCUCGCCCAUCAAGCCGAAGAUGAUUGCCGAAUACAACUACCCAGAGACUGAGGAGGCCAAGCAGAACGUAGCCGACUUUGUGGAGAUGACUCAACGGGAAAAGCACAAGAGCGUGAACAAGAACUCGCCGUUGACAACCGGUUUCUUCACACAAGUAAAGGCCUGUGUCAUCCGCCAGUACCAGAUCUUGUGGGGUGACAAGGCAACAUUCAUCCUGAAGCAAGUCUCGACCCUCGCCCAAGCCCUUAUCGCCGGUUCGCUCUUCUACAAUGCUCCCGAUAACUCUGGUGGCCUCUUUGUCAAGGGCGGCGCUCUGUUCUUUUCUCUGCUGUACAACUCCUUGCUUGCCAUGUCCGAGGUCACCGACUCGUUCUCUGGCAGACCGGUUCUGGCUAAGCAUCGCUCCUUCGCUCUGUAUCACCCAGCCGCCUUCUGUAUCGCGCAGAUAGCAGCCGAUAUACCGGUCUUACUCUUCCAAAUCACCCACUUCGGCCUCGUCAUCUACUUCAUGGUUGGCCUGAAGGCGACGGCUGCCGCCUUCUUCACCUACUGGGUUGUCAACUUUGCGGUGACGGUGACCAUGACGGCGCUGUUCCGCCUGAUUGGUGCUGCUUUCCCCACCUUCGAUGCUGCCUCAAAAGUGUCUGGCUUCCUCGUUUCUGCGUACAUCAUGUACACUGGCUACAUGAUCGCCAAGCCCAACAUGCACCCGUGGUUCGUUUGGAUCUUCUGGAUCGACCCUCUCUCCUAUGGAUUCGAGGCUCUUCUGGCGAAUGAGUUCCACAACAAGAUCAUUCCCUGUGUUGGCGUCAACAUCGUGCCCGGAGGGCCCGGAUACGGCACGGGUGACGGCGGUCAGGCCUGCGCUGGCGUUGGCGGUGCGCAGGUCGGCUCGACCAACGUGACUGGCGAUGAGUAUCUUUCGUCCCUCUCUUACAGCCACAGUCAUGUCUGGCGCAAUUUUGGUAUCCUCUGGGCCUGGUGGGUCUUGUUCGUUGCCCUGACCAUCUUCUUCACCACCAAGUGGAAGCAGAUGGGUGAGGGCGGUCGCAGUCUCCUCAUCCCCCGUGAGCAACAGCACCUUGUCAAGCACCUGCAGCCUCAAGACGAGGAAACGCAGGCUACAGAGAAGCCCUCGAACCAGUCUGCUUCUGACGCCUCGGAAGACACCCUGAACAACCAACUCAUCCGCAACACGAGCGUUUUCACCUGGAAGAACUUGACCUACACCGUCAAGACUCCCCAUGGCGACCGUGUACUCCUCGACAAUGUCCAAGGCUACGUGAAGCCGGGUAUGCUUGGCGCUCUCAUGGGUUCUUCGGGUGCCGGUAAGACCACUCUCCUGGACGUCCUCGCCCAACGCAAGACCGACGGCACUAUCCACGGUUCCAUCAUGGUCGACGGCCGCCCUCUCCCCGUCUCGUUCCAGCGGUCCGCCGGAUACGUCGAACAGCUUGAUGUGCACGAAUCCCUGGCCACCGUCCGGGAAGCCCUGGAGUUUUCUGCCCUUCUCCGCCAAUCACGUGAGACACCACGGGAGGAGAAGCUUCGCUAUGUUGAUACCAUCAUCGACCUCCUCGAAUUGCACGACCUUGAGCACACCCUUAUCGGCCGCCCUGGUGCUGGUCUUUCCGUUGAACAGCGCAAGCGUCUGACCAUCGGCGUUGAACUCGUCUCCAAGCCCAGCAUCUUGAUCUUCCUCGACGAACCCACCUCUGGUCUCGACGGCCAAGCCGCUUACAACACGGUCCGCUUCCUACGAAAGCUGGCAGAGGUCGGCCAAGCGGUACUCGUGACCAUCCACCAGCCCAGUGCUCAGCUCUUCGCGCAGUUCGACACGCUCCUCCUCCUGGCUAAGGGUGGAAAGACGGUUUACUUCGGCGACAUCGGCGACAACGCCAAUACCAUCAAGGAUUAUUUCGGCCGCUAUGGCGCGCCCUGUCCGCCCGAGGCCAACCCCGCCGAGCACAUGAUUGACGUGGUGUCCGGCCAGCUCUCCCAGGGUCGUGACUGGAACAAGGUAUGGCUAGAGUCUCCAGAGCACUCGAAGGUGACGCAGGAGCUCGACGACAUGAUCGCCGAGGCAGCCUCCAAGCCACCCGGCACGGUCGACGACGGACACGAGUUCGCGGCGCCCAUGUGGGAGCAAGUCAAGCUGGUGACGCACCGGAUGAACGUGGCGCUGUACCGCAACGUCGAUUACAUCAACAACAAGGUCGCUCUGCACGUCGGCUCGGCCCUCUUCAACGGCUUCUCGUUCUGGAUGAUCGGCGACAGCGUCGGCGACCUGCAGCUGAAGCUCUUCACCGUCUUCAACUUCAUCUUCGUCGCCCCGGGCGUCAUCGCGCAGCUGCAGCCCCUCUUCAUCGACCGCCGCGACAUCUACGAGACGCGCGAGAAGAAGAGCAAAAUGUACCACUGGGCGCCCUUCGUCACCGGCCUCGUCGUCUCCGAGAUCCCGUACCUGAUCGUCUGCGCGGUGCUGUACUUCGUGUGCUGGUACUACACGUGCGGCUUCCCUAACACGGCGCAGUACGCCGGCAGCACCUUCUUCGUCAUGCUCAUGUACGAGUUCGUCUACACGGGCAUCGGCCAGAUGAUCGCCGCGUACGCGCCCAACGCCGUCUUCGCGUCGCUCGUCAACCCCGUCAUCAUCGGCACGCUCGUGUCUUUUUGCGGCGUGCUGGUGCCGUAUGCCCAGAUCCAGGAGUUCUGGCGAUACUGGAUCUACUGGCUCAACCCCUUCAACUACCUCAUGGGCGCCCUCCUCACCUUCACCACCUGGGAAGCCAAGGUGCAGUGCGCCGCCCACGAAUUCGCCGUCUUCGACCCGCCCGCCAACCAGACCUGCGGCGAGUACCUCGCCGACUACCAGCAAGGGAUGGGCAUGCUGUCGAACCUCGUCAACCCGGCGGCCGACAGCGGCUGCAAGGUCUGCCAGUACCGGACCGGCGCCGACUACCUGUACACGAUCAACAUCAAGGAGUACUACUACGGCUGGCGCGACGCGGCGAUCGUGGUGAUCUUCGUCAUCAGCAGUUACUCGCUGGUGUUUGGGUUGAUGAAGCUGAGGACGAAGGCGACGAAGAGGGCGGAGUAA